Messenger RNA from Chanos chanos (milkfish), 2584 nucleotides. RefSeq names its product leucine rich repeat containing 49 (gene lrrc49). Gene Ontology annotation, molecular function: protein binding. The record is from RefSeq and is a predicted model, not a curated record. The transcript is spliced from 18 exons. NCBI's taxonomy places the organism in Eukaryota, Metazoa, Chordata, Actinopteri, Gonorynchiformes, Chanidae. The coding region runs from base 1 to 2406 and encodes 801 amino acids.
AUGAGGUCUCACAAGCCUCAGAACACAAGUGGUUCUGGACGGUUUAUGUCGCCCACGGUGAACAGUUAUAGACUACACUUGGCAGCAGUCAAGUCUCUGAUACCAGACAGAAUGGUCCAAAGACCUCUGGACAUAGGGUUGUCCAAAGACUUAACAAAAGCCCUCACUUUGGAUGCCCUGAGACUAAACCCACCAAGGCCAGAUGCUAGGUUUGGUUCCAGACCUGUGCGUACGCCUGUCUUGGCUUUUGUCAAAGAGUUUGUGGGUCCAGAGCGCACUCUGCUGCCCCCUCCUGCAUCUACCCCCAGCGGGCUAACCAGCGACCUUGUCCCGCCACCCCCCCGAGCCCGACCCCGUCGCGCCUCACACAGCGCCGCGCCCACGUGUUCACACGGCAGGACCCCCACGCCUCAGCACGCAGGUGACACAAUUCCAGGCGGUGAUAUUUCCGUGGCUGGUUUCCCCGUUGCCUUCUGCACGUCUGAACAUUGUGCUUCCUGCCCUGAGCGACUGGAUUUGGAUCAACGUGGUCUCCUGGAACUCCCUCCCCUGAAGGGUAUGGACAACCUGCAGCUGCUCAACCUUCAGCACAACCUGAUCUCUGACAUCAGCGCUCUGCAUCCCCUGCCACGCCUGGUCUUCCUGGACCUGUAUGAUAACUGCGUGUCAGACCUGUCCGGGCUCUCUGCUCUGGUCUCCCUCCGUGUGCUCAUGCUGGGUAAAAACAGGAUACAGAGGAUUUCUGGCCUGGAUCACCUGAGUCAAUUAGACGUCCUGGACCUGCACGGCAAUCAGAUUUCUCGGAUAGAGAACCUGUCUCAUCUGUCAGAGCUGCGUGUGUUAAACCUGGCCAGGAACUGCAUCUCUACACUGGACAACCUGUGUGGUCUGGACUCCCUGAAUGAACUGAACCUCAGCUACAACUGCAUCUCCACCGUGACGGAGGUGGAGCGGCUGCCCUGUCUGCAGCGCCUCUAUCUCAGCUGCAAUAGCAUCAGCAGUUUGGAUGACCUGGCCUGUCUGGGAGACUCGUGCUCGCUCUGUGAGCUCAGACUUGAUGGGAACCCUGUAGCCCAGGAGACAUGGUACAGACAGGCCACUCUGCGACGCAUGCUUCACCUCUGCCAACUGGACAUGAAGCGCAUCACAGAGGAGGACAGACGGAUGGCUUGUGUUUUGGCCCGAAAGGAGGAUGAGAAGAAGAAAGAGAGCCACAAGCAGGCCGCUCACAAGGAGAAGCGGCGUCUGGCCAUUCGGAAUGCAGCGCAGCAGUGGGAGGAGCUGAGGGCGUGUCUGGAUUUGCCCACCCAGAACGGCGUGAAGGAGGAAGUCAGCCCGGAGAACAGCCCCACCCACAGCACGGCCCAGACCAAUGGCGUCGCGCAGGAAUCCUCGCCGGACGAACUCAAGCGAUUAAGUCCCCUCACUGUCCCUGAACGGCCAGCAGGGGGCAGUGAUAGCAGGCUACGUUCAUCCAGCCGCCCCAACAGCCCCCGAGACCCAAGGCUCCUAGAGACAGGGGGCGCUAGUGUGCAGAGCCUCUCGCUGUCGGCCAGUCACCUGGCCGAGCUGGACGCGGACACGCUGCGUCUGUUCGGCUCCGGGGCCCUGGAGGCUCUGGAGAGAGGGUGGGGCGUGCAGACGGCCAGCGCGGUCACCACCAUCGCCUUCCGCUACAUCCACUUCGACAGCAUCAUCCCAACACUGCCGCGGAUCAGGAUAAAGUUUCCCAACUUAGCCCACCUGAUCUUUAUGGAGACCAACAUCAGUCGCCUGCCGCAGCUGGCCGCCCUGGCCCAGGUGAGACGUCUGGACCAGAUCACCAUCCACCCCGAGGGGAACCCGGUGGUCGGCCUGGCUCUCUGGCGCUCCUUCCUCAUCUACCGUCUUCACCAUUUUAAUCUACAGAGAGUCAACGGUGUGGAGGUGACCAUGAACGACGUGAUCACCUCUGAACGGCUCUUCGGCACGCUGGGGCACGUGGCUGCCACGGAAACGCCGCGCUGUCGAUUGCUGUUACUGCUGGAGGAGUCCAGAAAGCGGCAGCUGCAGUUUCUGUUGGAGGGCCGUGGGCGUCGGCCGGGGCAGAGCCCAGAGGAGCUGAGGGAGAACGGCAAACUGCUGGGAGAAGGGUUGAGCCGCGCCCUCUUCAACUACCCCAGCCGAGACUCCAGCUGCGAGGGGUCAGAGGAUGGCGCUGUAGAGGCAGCGGAGCGCGCGGAGACAGUUCAGCAGUAUCUCUGUGACCUGGUGCAGCGGGCGUCGGGCACCAACCUGAAGGGUGAAGCCCUGCACAAACUCUGGCCCUCCCUGUUCGUGGAGAUGGUGAGGGACUGUGUGCUGGAGAUGAGAGACCGCUCUGCCUUUCCACAGAUCUGCCUGGACAGGCUUUCACAGGGCAAAUGAGAGACGGAUGGAGAGAGAGAGAGAGAGAGAGAAAGAGAGAGAGGGAGAGAGAAAGGAAAAGGAGAAAAUGUCGUGGGACUGGCACUGCCCAGGACAAACAGCAGCUCUGCAUGAGCACAUUUUUAAUCUCUUUCCCUGGUCUCUCCGUCCCACAGACACACACACACACACACACAGA